Miscanthus lutarioriparius is the source of this 1080-nucleotide messenger RNA. NCBI's taxonomy places the organism in Eukaryota, Viridiplantae, Streptophyta, Magnoliopsida, Poales, Poaceae. The record is from the annotation of a GenBank genome assembly.
AUGGCCAUGCCCACCUUCCACCUUGCUCCUGACCUGCGGCCCGUCUCCCGCCUCUGCUUCGGGACGAUGACGAUGGGAGAGCAGAGCGGGGCGGCGUGCUCGCUGCGCCUCCUCGACGCCGCCUACGAUGCCGGCGUCAACUUCUUCGACUCCGCCGAGAUGUACCCGGUCCCACAGCGCAGUGAGACGCGCGGGCGGAGCGAGGAGCUCCUCGGCCGCUGGUUGCGGGCCCGCCGGGUCCCACGGGAUAGCGUCGUCGUCGCAACCAAGGUUGCCGGGCCUUCUGGCCAGAUGACGUGGAUUCGUGGUGGGCCUACAUCUCUCGAUUCGCGGAACAUCGCAGAGGCAAUCGAUGGCAGUUUGCGCAGGCUCGGUGUGGACUACAUCGACCUCUACCAGAUACACUGGCCGGAUCGUUAUGUUCCAAUGUUUGGCGAGACAGAGUAUGAUCUGAACUGCCAGUACACGUCUGUUCCAAUGGAAGAACAACUUGAGGCUCUUGGGAGAGCAAUAGAUGCUGGCAAGAUCAGGUACAUUGGCCUUAGCAAUGAAACACCAUAUGGUUUGAUGAAGUUUCUUCAGUUGAGUAAGGAUUUUCAGCUGCUUCCAAAGCUACUGACAGUGCAGAACUCAUAUAACUUGCUCUGCCGAAAUUUUGAUUCUGGAUUGGCAGAAUGCUGCCAUCAUGAGAGAAUCAGCUUGCUGGCUUACAGCCCAAUGGCAAUGGGUAUACUUUCAGGAAAGUAUCACUCAUCUGAUAACUGUGGUCCACCAGACGCAAGAAUGAAUCUUUUCAAAGGGAGAUACUCUGAAGGCGAAUCCCGAUACAAACUGCAGAGCCCCAAAGUGAGAGCAGCUGUGAAGGAAUACACACAAAUUUCUGCAAAGUAUGGCAUUUCUCCAGUGACCUUAGCGAUUGCAUUUGUCUUGAGACAUCCACUUGUGGCAUCGGCUGUUUUUGGUGCGACUAAAUUGUGGCAGCUUGAUGAAGUUCUUCAGGCAACUACAGUCCAUCUUCCUGAGGAAAUUAUUGUUGAGAUCAAUGAUGUACAUGCAAGAUACCCUAACCCUUGCCCAUAA